UGUAAACGCACUACGUGUUUGCGCAUGCGCACGGCGCCAUUUUCCUGCCCUCGCCUGUGGUUGCAGUGUUAGCGAGCAGACACCCGCUCUGUCUUCCAACAACACUGCGUCGAAUUUUAAUCAUUUUUAAUCUUAAACUCCCGAAUCAGGCAGACAGACGACUCAACCCCGAAAAACACAGGAUGGAACACUCGCCAACUACUAGCAGCCUGAUGGCAAGUAACGUGACCAAUAAGACGGACCCACGCUCUCUCAACUCGCGCGUCUUCAUCGGAAACCUGAACACCAUGUUGGUGACCAAGGCCGACGUGGAAGCCAUUUUUAGCAAGUACGGCAAGAUUGUGGGCUGUUCAGUGCACAAGGGCUACGCCUUUGUCCAGUACGCAAACGAGCGGAACGCACGUGCUGCCGUGGGCGGGGAGGACGGACGAAUGGUCGUGGGACAAGUGCUGGACAUUAACCUGGCUGGAGAACCAAAGCCUCAUAGAUCGAAGACUAUCAAGCGUUCGGCAGGAGAAAUGUACAGUCCUACGUUUGAUUUAGAUUAUGACUUCCAAAGAGAUUACUAUGACAGGGUGUACACCUACCCCUCACGGGUGCCUCCUCCCCCUCCCCCACUCUCCCGUGCUGUAAUUCCCUCAAAGCGGCCGCGAGUCAGCGUGAGCGGCAGCCGCCGCGCCAAGACCAGCUUCUCGGCCAAGAGCAGCCAGAGAACCUCUCGCACUAUGAGAGCUGAUGACCUGCAAACCAUCAAAAAGGAGCUGACUCAAAUCAAACACAAAGUGGACUACCUCCUGGAGAGCCUGGAUCGGAUGGAAAGAGAACACAGCAAGAAAUCAGAAGUGAAGAGCAUUAAAGCGGAGGAGUCAUCUCCCCAGCAUCCCAGCAUGAAAAAGGACAGAGAGAACGUGGAAAUCAACGACUACGAAGAAGAGGGUGAUUUAGAGGAAGAGGAGAUCAAGAGCCAGGGAAGGGAAGAAGAUGAAGAGGAAGAUGAAGGAGAACAAGAGGAAGGAGAGGAUGAUGGAGACAGCACUAACGGAGACCACUCUUAAAGCACCGGUUCUUACGCUUCUAACCACACAGACUUUAAGCUGAAAUACGUGGGUGUCUAAAAUUAUGCCACAAACAGCAUGCAAGUAUGCAUUCGGAGUUAAAUCCACAAAUCUUGUGCGAUAAAUAAAUAAAUAAACCAACGUACAAACGAAAAAUCAGAUCCUCUUCGGAGAACACACAAUUUUUUUCACCAUGCCACAUUUUUUCAUAAUUCGUAUAAGUAGGAAUGAUUUCUGUUUUUUUUUUUUUUUCCCCUUCUUCCAGCAGCAGGCUUUAAAAAUUCACCGUAGGUCAAUGCACUUCCAUUCCUCACCUGUCAGUGGCAGCGUCACUCACUAUUUCAGUUGUAAAGUUCAACUGAAUUUGAUUCUAAACUGAUUUUAUGGGGUGAGUAUGUCUGAGGUCUCAGACCACCCAUCAACAAAAAUAAAUAGCUUGUACAGUAUAUACUUUUAAUUUAUUCUUUUUUUUGUUUGUUUGUUUGUUGUUGUGAGUCUAGUGACAUUAAGUGGAGGAUUGUGCUACAGAGACAUGUUUGUUGCUGUUUCAUUCUAGUGGUUUUUCUUUUUGUUCUGUAAUAAAUUUCAAUAAAAAGUCUAGACGUUUUGUGCAA
Tachysurus vachellii is the source of this 1669-nucleotide messenger RNA. RefSeq names its product heterogeneous nuclear ribonucleoprotein C (gene hnrnpcb). Gene Ontology annotation, cellular component: nucleus. The transcript has 9 exons. Gene Ontology annotation, molecular function: RNA binding. The coding region runs from base 183 to 1055 and encodes 290 amino acids. Lineage: Eukaryota; Metazoa; Chordata; Actinopteri; Siluriformes; Bagridae. The record is from RefSeq and is a predicted model, not a curated record.